Molecule: messenger RNA, 3048 nt
Organism: Austrofundulus limnaeus
Lineage: Eukaryota; Metazoa; Chordata; Actinopteri; Cyprinodontiformes; Rivulidae
Gene: myrfl
Product: myelin regulatory factor like
Biological process (GO): positive regulation of DNA-templated transcription; protein autoprocessing
Cellular component (GO): endoplasmic reticulum membrane; nucleus
Molecular function (GO): sequence-specific DNA binding; DNA-binding transcription factor activity
Source: RefSeq, a predicted model, not a curated record
GUGUGUGUGUGUGUGGUGGUGUGUGGUUACAGGAAGACUGGCUGUUUUAUGACUGAACACUUUUCCCUUUUCUUGUUCAAAGCUCAAAGUCCACCUGAGAGAAAGAAGACGAUCCAGUCGCUCGUCACAAACUGGAAGAACAUUUGUUCUAGAACAGGAAGUGCCUGUCAGCAGAAACCACAGAAGAAGAAGAAGAAGAAGAAGAGUAUUUGUAGGAACUUUGAGGAUUUAAAGUCUGAACGUCACACAUGGAUUGUACCUGAGGAGGAGGCCGGUUCUCUCAUCUUCCUGCUGUCAGACUGACUGGCGGCCAUCUUGGAGACGAGCUCAGCUGGGCUCCUCUGAUCCCUCCAGCGCCCCCCCUGCUGGGCAGAAUGGAUCCUGGAGCCAGCCGGGCCCCCCUGCAGGUCCUGGGGGAGCACGAGGCGCUGCAGCAGUUCUUCAGCGCUCCCAGGACAGUAAAAAGAGGAGGAGGUCUGAGUCUGAGGACCUGUCUGCAUCUGAGCCCGCUUGUUGUGAAGGUGAUGGGACUCGUAGUGCUGGGACCACUGUGAAUGGACCGGGUCCUGGGUCCUCCCAGCUGCUGACAUGGGAACCGUACAGAACCGAACACUGGAGCACUUUGCUGAACCGCAGCUACCAGACCCUGUCGUCUCCUGCCUUCCACGUCAACACAGAUAAAGGCUUCAACUACUCCACAGCUGACGAAGCCUUCGUCUGCCAGAAGAAGAACCACUUUCAGGUCACCGUUCACAUCGGGCUGGCUGCAGAGCCGCACUUUGUCAGAACUCCAAAUGGGCCUCAGGAAGUUGAUCACUUCCUGCUAAAGGUGUUUGGAGUUAAGCUUGAAACCCCGAGUCAGCAGGUGACCAUCGAGCAGUCUCAAYCAGACCGCUCCAAGAAGCACUUCCAACCCGUCAGGGUCAGUCUGCCUGCUGGAAAAAUCAGCAAAGUGACACUCGGCCGGCUGCACUUCAGUGAGACGACAUCCAACAACAUGAGGAAGAAAGGCAAACCCAACCCUGACCAGAGGUACUUUCAGAUGGUGGUUGGUCUUUAUGCUGCAGUCAGAGAAGAGACUUUCCUUCUGACUGCUCUGGUGUCUGAGAGAAUCAUCGUCAGGGCGUCCAACCCCGGUCAGUUUGAGAUGGACAGCGACACCUUGUGGCAGCGAGGGGCGGGACAGGAAGCUGUGGUCUGUCAGGGUCGAGUUGGCAUCAAUACAGACUCUCCUGAUGAGGCUCUGGUGGUUUGUGGMAACGCUAAAGUGAUGGGAGCCAUCAUUCAACCGUCCGACAGCCGCGCCAAAGAGAACAUUCAGGAGGUGGACUCUGAGCAGCAGCUGAAGAGGAUCACACAGAUGAGGAUCGUGGAGUUUGAUUACAAACCAGAGUUUGCCUCGGCUGCAGGAAUCGACCAAACCCACCAGACAGGAGUGAUCGCUCAGGAGGUCAAAGAGCUGCUGCCGUCUGCGGUCAGAGAGGUGGGACAUGUUGUGUGUUCAGACGGAGAGAGGAUACACAACCUCCUCAUGGUGGACAAGGAGCAGAUCUUCAUGGAGAACGUCGGGGCCGUUCAGCACCUGUCAAAACUCACCGACGACCUGGAAACUCGCAUCCAAGAGCUGGAGGUGUGGAACCGGCGCCUCGCCAAGCUGAAGAGCCUGACGGGCAGCCUGCGCUCCGCUGGGAAGCCUCAGAGACGGCCCAGUGGGUCCACCUCAGCAGGUCCAGAGUCCUGUAAGCCCGGCAGAAACCAGCCGAAGAGCCGGCGUCAGAAACACAAACGGUGCGUGCAGAAUAAACUCCUGCAGGCCGGCGUCUUCACCCUGCUGCUCACCAUGGCUUUGUGUUUGAUCUCCAUCUCAACGUUUUACCUGGUGAUUUUAAAAAACGGACACUCUGACCUUCCUUCAGACAACAGUAACAGCAGUGAAGUUCCUGCCCUGACGACAGCUUCAACCACCACAGUCUUGUGGACCAGACCUCCUGGUUCUUGGCCUCCUGAUGUGGACUUCUGCGACCUGCUGUACUGCAACCAGGUGUACUGCUGCCCCUCACCUGCAGGGGGCGGCACUGACUCCAAUGUCACCGCCACCGACGCAGCGGUGACGACAGCUGUAAGAGCAGAGAAACAUAAACGUCAGCUGAAAAGGGCCAGAGACUGGAAAAAUACCACCAUCCAUACUUUUAUGAUUAAAGAGAACCGGCAGGUGAUUGACAGCAGAUACUGCCUGAGAGAUGAAUGUGGGCCUGAUCGAUACGUCUUCAGAGUUCCUGUCAGCCCGUUUGUUCCUGUCAACAUGAGAGUCACCCUCCUCAUGAAUUCUACAGAGCUGUUGGUGGUCCAUCUGUGUGAUUUAGAUGAACCCAUCACCUGUUCUUCUCUGAUGGAUAAAAACACACUCACUGGAAGCAGGUACCCAUCAAAUACUCAGGGGGAACAUGAGUGGCCUCUUCACGUGGCUCGGUUUUAUCGCAGCUUUUAUCACUUUCGCUCUGCCGUGGCUGGUCAAGCCGACUGCAGUACCGACCAUCACUACGCGGGGGCGCUCUUCACAGAUUAUUACUUCAACUUCUACAGACGCUGCACAGACAAAUGAGUGAAAAUGAAGAUUUUAUUCCACAGAUUACUGUAUUCUGUCCUGACAGGCAGAAACUGAAGAUAUUACUCUGCUGGGUUUUGUUUUKUAUGAAUUUUAAACACAUUUUUUCACCGUUUCUGUCCUUGAUGCUGCAGAGUUUAUUAGUKUUCUUGUGUUGCUGUCCCAGAUCAGCAGCACAUUCACACUGUUGUUGUUGAACUGGACAGAUGGUCUGUAUGCUGAGCUGAAUGAAGUGAAACGUGACAGCAGAGUAGUGCUACACAAGUAGCUUUAAAUGGUUUUGGUUUUGUAAAAUUUAUUUGCAGAAACUCGUACGUUAAACACAAAGACUGAACAGGAUGUUUCAAAUCAAAGUAAGAACAGGAACUUGUGUUUUUAGUGUUUUAAUUUCAUACUUUGGUAAAAAAAUUCAAUUCAAAAAAUGUAUUAAUUUCAUUAAAAAA